GGGCAGUAUAAGUAGCCGCUCAGAGGAGCAUGUCCACUCAUCACCAUCCCUUUCCAUACGGAGCGCAUCAUACUCGCAAAAUGUCAUCGGGAGUCAAAACCAUCCUCGUCACUGGUGCUAAUCGCGGGAUCGGACUUGAGAUUGCAAAGUCGUAUUUGGAGAAGGGGUGGAAGGUGGUGGCAGCCGUGAGGGAUGUUGGCAAGAUGCCAAAGCUCGAAGGGGAUCUGCUAGUCGUCAAGAUUGAUGCUGCGUCUCUCACCGAUGCUGAAGAGGCUGCACAAGAGCUUCGCACCAAACACAACGUCCGCGACCUCAACAUCCUCCUCGCCAACGCGGGCGUAGGUAUCAUGGGCCCCCCGCUGGCCCAGACCCCCAUCGCUUCAUUCGACCAGUCUAUACAGAUCAACACCCGCGGCCCUUUGUUGCUCUACCAGGCUUUCAGGGAUAUGCUCGGUGAUGGUGAGGGAAAUACGUUUGCGGUAGUCAGCUCAAAGGGAGGGUCAAUCUCAACGCCAAAGAGGAUCGGAUUUGGAGUUUAUGGGUGUUCGAAGGCUGCUGCCAAUUACUUGGUGCGCGCUAUCCAUUUCGAAGAGCCAAAGCUGAAAGCUUUUGCCAUUCACCCUGGAUGGGUUGAAACCGAAAUGGGCAUCAAUGCGUCCAACAAUGCGAACAUGAAUGGCACCACUCCUCAGAGAUUGGAAGACACCGUUCCGGGAAUCAUCAGACUGUUGGAGACUGCCACCAAAGAAGAACAUUCAGGAUGGAUGUGGGAGUACAAUGGCAACAAGGCUUCUCUUUGAGGCUCAGGCUCGUGGUCUCUGUCUACUCUCCAUGCAGAGACGGGUCGGUCGACGUACCGGACCGUUGCCUCUGUGCUAAGAUGACGGGGAAGUGUAUCGUUUGAUGUAUAGUGUCUGUAGAAACUGAUGUCAAACAACGGCGCAACAUGUAUCGUAUCAUCGUAUCAUACGGCGUAUGCGGCCGAUACAGACGAACACUGGAAUCCAAUAAUUGAGGAGGUGC
This is a messenger RNA of Cryptococcus amylolentus CBS 6039, 1023 nucleotides long. RefSeq lists its product as hypothetical. Bases 30 to 800 code for a protein of 256 amino acids. Lineage: Eukaryota; Fungi; Basidiomycota; Tremellomycetes; Tremellales; Cryptococcaceae. The transcript is spliced from 7 exons. The record is from RefSeq and is a predicted model, not a curated record.